UGGCGGCAAAUUUUGACACUUCACAAAAUGGAAAUCUCAAACCGAUGCAAGGAAUAUUUAAAAAAGGUGUUCAAUAUAAUAUCAAUAGAUUGCAAGGAGAAGUAUUUUCCAAAGAGUAUUUAUCUACACCACAAAUACAAGUAGCAAAUAUACAAUGGGAUUAUAUUCAUACAAAUGAUGUGAUCAAAGUAGAAAUAUGGGAUGUUGUAGAUAAAGGAAUAAAUUCAACAGUAGAAAGGUCAAUAACUUCAGAUACUAGUCUGAAAAUCGACAAUAAUCAAGUAUCAGCUUUAUCAUCAUCAAAUUCUCGAGUAAAUUUACCACCAGAACAAUUAACACUGGAUGCAGCAACCAUUGAUGUUUAUAGAAAUACACAUGGUAUAAUUCUAAUGUUUGACAUUACAAAAAGUUGGACUUUUGAUUAUGCAAUUAAAAAGUUGGAAUCAAUCCCUGAUUCCAUGACAGUUUUACUCUUAGGUAAUUUCAGUGAUUUGAGUGAACAACGAGUGAUCACACAUUCUCGAAUAUAUCAAUCAUUAGCAGACAUUAACAGAUACCGUGUAAAGAAUUAUCCAUCAGCAAAUAUGAUUCGUUAUGUUGAAACUAGUAUGCUUACAGGAUUAGGUUUAGAAUACAUAUAUAAAUAUUUUGGUGUUCCUUUUUUACAAUUGCAGAGAGAUAUUCUUCAACAGCAAUUACAAUUAAAAACUAAAGAAUUAGCAAAACUUCUUGAAUCAUUGGAUGAUGUUGAACAAUUUUCACCACCUUCUCCAACUCAAAAUUAUAGUGAAAAUAUUCAAAUAGAUGAUUUAGAAAACACAAAUGUCAUUGAUGAAUUUGUUGCUGGUGAAUUAGAAGAUGAUUUUUUUGAUGAUUUACCUGAACCUAAUUUGACUUUACCCUCACCACCGUUACCAUUACCACCAAUCAACACUUCUUCCAAAAUAGAAGAAGAUUCGCCGGUUCCAAAUCCAAUGGUAACAGGUGAUGAGGAUCUCGUUGGCGUUGAAGAUGAUGAUGAAUCGGAAGAACUGAAUCAACUACAACAGCAACAAUUUAACCAUAUAAAAAUCAUUAGUCCAACAACCUACACUGAAAAUCUUACAAAUGUUUGGCAUCGACGUCAAAGCAACAUACCUUCUACCAUCGUUAAUAAUCAAAUUAACGAUACGUCAUCAAUUAAUGACAGACGGACUAGCACAAGUAAUGAUGAUUUAAACACAAUUGAAGUAGAAAAUAAUCAAUUUACUACUAGUAACCGAGAAUCAUCAAGCUAUUAUUCACCAUAUAUUGAUACAUCCUUUGAUUUUAAUACCGAUAAAUAUUCACCAAUGCCAUUUGGUGCAUCAGCUGAUUAUGAAGAAAUUGGCGAAGGUCAAGAUAAUCCUUGGUUAGAUUCCAAUCAAGGAAAAAAUUCUUAG
Entrophospora candida is the source of this 1421-nucleotide messenger RNA. The record is from the annotation of a GenBank genome assembly. NCBI's taxonomy places the organism in Eukaryota, Fungi, Glomeromycota, Glomeromycetes, Entrophosporales, Entrophosporaceae.